GCCUACAACAUCAUCCUUGAGCACGUGCGAAGCGACUCUCCUGCGUGGGCCGUUUUGGGAGAGAAGGUGUGCUUGCAAGCGUGGAAAGUCUUGCGUGGCCUUGGUUCCAAGCGUUUCAACCGAUUGAAAGCACACGCGCAGAAUGGGUUGCCUUCUCCUCCUGUGGACACUCGCUAUUUGAAACGGCCAAAGUCGCGAGAAGUUAACGAAAGCCGUGCCUCAAUAGUAUCUUUCCUAACAGAAGUGUAUCACAGCAUCGCUGAGACUUUGCCAGACUUUCGUGACCAACCCUGUGACAUUGACGCCCCGAACAUCAUCUCUGUUGUUGCUGGUGACGAACACCUUGACCCCUACGCUGAACAUUUAGAGAAGGAUCAUGCAGCAACCUUUGGAGAACCUAGUGCCAAUGUGGAGCCCAACGUCACAAGUCCGAAGAAGAAGCGUAAGAUGCACAAGUCCGUGGCGAUUAACCCUGCCCGACAAUCUGGGUGUGAAACGCAUGAAGAGAAGUGGCUGCCCCCGGGGCAAAUGAAGGACUAUUGGCGCCUAUACAAGAAAAAAUGUGGCGACGGGCCAGUGGCACAUUUCGCAACGUUCUGGCGGGUGUGGCUCAGUGAAUUUUCCUUCUUGAAGUUCAGACAAAUGCGGCAACACCCGGAAUGCUCUACUUGCGUACGACACAAAUGCCUGAUCCGUGGGCUUGGCCACCAUAUUCACGCGCGUGUCAAACAGGAGGAGAUGUACCAAGAGCGUCUUCACGCGCAAUACUUGGAUCGCAUCCAGUACUGGUCAACACGUGGUUUGUCACGUUCUUGUUCUGGAGAACUAUGUGUCAUCCUUGAUGGCAUGGAUCAGGGAAAAUUUGCAUUUCCAAGACAUCCAUCUAUGCACAGCAAAGAGUUUGCUGGGUUCACGAGACCACGCGCACACGUGAUCGGCGCAAUUGUUCAUGGCAGAUCCAUCAUCUACGCGAUAACUGAGCCAGACUUGCCGAAGAACGCAACGACGCACAUAGAGUUUUUGGCCUACAUACUCACACUAGUAUCGGAACAAGAGGAUUUGGCCACACUCGCAUUGAGACUCCAAUGCGACAAUACAUCUAGGGAAUGCAAGAAUAAUAUUAUGCUUGCAUUCCUAAUUUCCAUGGUGUCCAAAGGAGUAUUGCGGGAAGCUUCAAUAUCAUCACUCCGCUCCGGACAUUCCCAUGAAGACAUCGAUCAGGGAUUUGGUCGAUUGGCAAAGUAUAUGACCACACAUGGACGCAAUUGCCUGACACCAAAUGACUUUGUAGGAGUCAUUCAGAAGUUCCUCAGCCAGGCGCACUACCCCUUCGAAGCAGGCAGACAAGCUGUGAAGAUCGAUCAAACGAGAGACUGGCUGUUUGGUUGGUGUUCAGUAGCUUUGCUAUUUCUUUUUGUUAGUUGA
Molecule: messenger RNA, 1425 nt
Organism: Durusdinium trenchii
Lineage: Eukaryota; Dinophyceae; Suessiales; Symbiodiniaceae
Source: the annotation of a GenBank genome assembly